AAUAUUGUAUUACUACAUGGUACUGUACAGCUACUAACGGGCGCAAUUGGGUUCUGUGCAGACGCUGCUUUGCUGGCGCACAUGUAUGAUAAUGUUGAGCCGAACCCGUGAGUUAUUAGACAGAGCCAAGGAAAGAGUUGCGAUGUUGGAGGUGAAUAUAUCCAACUUUGAGCAAGGAGAAUCAACGGCUCAAAGGGGGCGCCAGACAGAACUCGAGAGGAUGAGUUGGCAAAGGAGUGAAAACUACAUUACUUUGUCUAAGACCGCAGGCGGACUUUGGUUCCGUAAGGUGUCUUUGAUCCAGAUACAUGGUCCAUAACUCCUCCCCGCUGUGUUCUUUCGAUCUGCGGGGUUCAGGCACCUGGAGCGCUACUCACUUAUAACCUGCAUGUCAAUGGUCUUCUGCGCCCAAAGGGGGCCAGACAGCCAAAGAGAGAGCAGGAGGAAAAGGGGGGUAGAGGACAAGAUGGAGGGCAAGAGCAAACCCUCCAGACAAG
Molecule: messenger RNA, 497 nt
Organism: Dichomitus squalens LYAD-421 SS1
Lineage: Eukaryota; Fungi; Basidiomycota; Agaricomycetes; Polyporales; Polyporaceae
Exons: 4
Coding region: 92-319 (75 amino acids)
Source: RefSeq, a predicted model, not a curated record